CAUUCAGAAAUAUCAACACUAAGGCCAACUCAACUCCCUCUGUUCAGUCGUCAUGGAAACUCAUAACCCAUACAAAGAACUAAGUCGAGGAGACUCUCCCCAAAUCCGUUUACUCAGAAUUGAAUCAGCGAAGAACAACGACGACGUCAUGAAAUUAAAUCUUUAUACCAAAAGCUUGGAUAAAUCGCCUCGCUUCAAAGCUCUCUCGUACGCAUGGGGCGACGAGAAACACACCAUGCCUAUCCUGCUGAAUGGUUUUCCUUUCGGCGUCACCUAUAAUCUUCAUGCUGCCCUGAAAGUCUUACGAUCGAAGCCGAACAAGGGUUUUCUAUGGGUCGACGCAAUAUGUGUAAACCAGAGAGACACUUCUGAAAAGGGCCAUCAGAUUUCUCUGAUGGGGCUGAACUUGGCCUCCCUAGGGCUGCCCUUCAUCACCUCCUCGCGGCACGGUCAGGUCACGGGGACUUUGAACAAUAUCACCAACGCUUUAACCACACAGAAGCACUACUCACCUGCUCCUGUGGAUGGGUUAAGGAGGCAGACCAUCUAGUCUACUGCCGAAAGACCCUACUGAGGAGGCAACAGUGGCCCACCCUCUACCCCUACAGCCGCCAGGAGCCCGUA
Colletotrichum phormii is the source of this 624-nucleotide messenger RNA. Its product is annotated as heterokaryon incompatibility protein-domain-containing protein. The record is from RefSeq and is a predicted model, not a curated record. The coding region runs from base 53 to 550 and encodes 165 amino acids. NCBI's taxonomy places the organism in Eukaryota, Fungi, Ascomycota, Sordariomycetes, Glomerellales, Glomerellaceae. The transcript is spliced from 2 exons.